AUGAACGCAAACGCAUUGCGGGCGUACUAUAGGGCGAAAGGGGAAGAAACUGCGGGAAUAGUGUAUCGGGCUCGGAAGCACUGCUUUUUUGCUGAGCUGGAGCCCUCUAUUCCUAUAACGGAACAAAACCUGGCAGACCGAGUUCGGUACAUCAUGCGCUCGAAAAUAUUUGAUGAUGCCGAGCUCGAACGACUACGACGUGAGGCCAUUCCCUCAUCGAAUGAAUUGGCUACUAUUGGGGAUGCGGCUCCUCAGGCGACAGACCAGCUGCCACGCGUAGAAGCCGCCGUGGAUAUUCCAGUUGUGGUUGAUUCAGACGAUGAUGAAAUGGUCUCCCACGAAAUAGAGCAAAUGAGGAGUAUAUUGGAAGAGGCGAUUUUGGAAACGCGCAGCAUGCUUCUCGAAAAUCGACCGCGACUUCCCCGCAUACCCCUAAGCAAGCGAAAUCGGGAUGUCGUGAGGGCUCUUAACCCAAUGCUGGUAACCUAUUUGGAAGCCAGCCGGGACCUUUGCGAGACGGACUCAGUUCUUUUUGGCGCCGCAGUGGCAGCUUGCCGUAUUAUUGGCGCCAAACUUCCCAUGGCUGGACGCGCUACUAAACAAAGUAGCGCCAUCCCAGCCUGGAGAAAAAGAAUUGAGGACCGUAUCGCAAAGGCACGGGCCCUUAUCAGCAGACUGAUAAGCUUCAGGUCGGGUAAUAAUAGACCGAGGGUUGUGCGCACCGUUAGAAUGGCGUUUGCUGGGACAAAUAUCAGUUUAUCCCAGCUGCAUAUCACGCAAACUAACGGAGCGCAUAGACGACCUGAAGCAAAAGAUUGCUGCUUGGGGGAAGCGGAUUCGCCGAUUUACCGAGAGGUCAAGGUGGUUCAACCAGAAUCGUCUCUUCCAGAGUGA
Messenger RNA from Parnassius apollo (apollo), 894 nucleotides. NCBI's taxonomy places the organism in Eukaryota, Metazoa, Arthropoda, Insecta, Lepidoptera, Papilionidae. The record is from the annotation of a GenBank genome assembly.